CACACGACACAACAAAGCACAGCCUCUCUCUCUCACAUAAUCACAUGUAGUCAUGUACCAACUUGGUCAAAAGUCACUUCUUUUUAUACAACUCAAAACUCUCCUCACAUCUUGAUCUCUUUUCUCUCAGACACACACACACACACACACCUUCUUCAUCAUGGGAAGGUCUCCAUGUUGCGAGAAAGCCCACACAAACAAAGGAGCUUGGACCAAAGAAGAAGACCAACGUCUCAUCGAUUACAUCCGUAAUCACGGCGAAGGUUGCUGGCGUUCACUCCCUAAAUCCGCAGGAUUGUUACGGUGUGGUAAGAGUUGUAGAUUGAGAUGGAUUAAUUACCUUCGUCCGGAUCUCAAACGUGGAAAUUUUUCUGAUGAAGAAGACCAAGUCAUCAUCAAGCUACAUAGCUUACUCGGCAACAAAUGGUCAUUGAUCGCUGGAAGAUUACCAGGAAGAACAGAUAAUGAAAUAAAAAAUUAUUGGAACACUCAUAUUAAGAGGAAGCUUCUCAGCCACGGAAUCGACCCCCAAACUCAUCGUCCGGUUAAAGAUAACGUCGCCGUGACUGAUGCAAAAACGGCGUCGUCACGAUUAACAACCACUGUUAUUGUUUCACCUCAAAACGACACCGUUGAAUACGCUUUUAUAGUCAAACCGAAGACGGAAAAUUCCUCCGAUAACGGCGCGUCCACAAGCAGCACGACAACGGACGAGGAUCUCCGACAAAACGGAGAUAGUUAUUACAGAGAUCAUUCAGGAGAUAUGGAGCUGAAUCUUGACCUAACUCUCGGGUCCGGGUCCGGGUCGACUUCUUGGGUCGGGUCUAAGCCGUGGCGGGAUACGGCGAUGGCGGCGCGUUUGUCACUCUAGUAAGAAUUACGAAACGGCAAAAAUCUCCCAAAAAUGGGUAUUUUUUUAGAUUUGUCUUCUUGUGUGGGUCCUUUUUGAAUAUCUAUAGACAUUGUUUUACUUCAGUUCUUGGCAUUUUGUUUUGAUUCUGUUACAUACUAUUAUUACCUCUUGAAGUAAACAAUAUUACAAUAGUCAUUUUGAUA
Messenger RNA from Raphanus sativus (radish), 1056 nucleotides. RefSeq names its product transcription repressor MYB6. Lineage: Eukaryota; Viridiplantae; Streptophyta; Magnoliopsida; Brassicales; Brassicaceae. Bases 161 to 871 code for a protein of 236 amino acids. The transcript has 3 exons. The record is from RefSeq and is a predicted model, not a curated record.